AUGACAGUCAACAAGCCUAAAGAGGUACAGAGCAACAAGACUACAGAACUACACCCAAUAAGACUACAGAGCUACAGUCACCAAGACUACAGAGCUACAGUCAACAAGACUACAGAGCUACAGUCACCAAGACUACAGAGCUACAGUCAACAAGACUACAGAGCUACAGUCACCAAGACUACAGAGCUACAGUCAACAAGACUACAGAGCUACAGUCAACAAGACUACAGAGCUACAGUCACCAAGACUACAGAGCUACAGUCAACAAGACUACAGAGCUACAGUCACAAGACUACAGAGCUACAGUCAACAAGACUACAGAGCUACAGUCACCAAGACUACAGAGCUACAGUCACCAAGACUACAGAGCUACAGUCAACAAGACUACAGAGCUACAGUCACAAGACUACAGAGCUACAGUCAACAAGACCACAGAACUACAGUCAACAAGACUACAGAACUACAGUCAACAAGACUACAGAGCUACAGUCAACAAGACCACAGAACUACAGUCAACAAGACUACAGAGCUACAGUCAACAAGACUACAGAGCUACAGUCAACAAGACCACAGAACUACAGUCAACAAGACUACAGAACUACAGUCAACAAGACUACAGAGCUACAGUCAACAAGACUACAGAACUACAGUCAACAAGACUACAGAGCUACAGUCAACAAGACCACAGAACUACAGUCAACAAGACUACAGAGCUACAGUCACAAGACUACAGAGCUACAGUCAACAAGACCACAGAACUACAGUCAACAAGACUACAGAACUACAGUCAACAAGACUACAGAGCUACAGUCAACAAGACCACAGAACUACAGUCAACAAGACUACAGAGCUACAGUCAACAAGACUACAGAGCUACAGUCAACAAGACCACAGAACUACAGUCAACAAGACUACAGAACUACAGUCAACAAGACUACAGAGCUACAGUCAACAAGACUACAGAACUACAGUCAACAAGACUACAGAGCUACAGUCAACAAGACCACAGAACUACAGUCAACAAGACUACAGAGCUACAGUCAACAAGACCACAGAACUACAGUCAACAAGACUACAGAGCUACAGUCACAAGACUACAGAGCUACAGUCAACAAGACCACAGAACUACAGUCAACAAGACUACAGAACUACAGUCAACAAGACUACAGAGCUACAGUCAACAAGACCACAGAACUACAGUCAACAAGACUACAGAGCUACAGUCAACAAGACUACAGAGCUACAGUCAACAAGACCACAGAACUACAGUCAACAAGACUACAGAACUACAGUCAACAAGACUACAGAGCUACAGUCAACAAGACCACAGAACUACAGUCAACAAGACUACAGAGCUACAGUCAACAAGACUACAGAACUACAGUCAACAAGACUACAGAGCUACAGUCAACAAGACCACAGAACUACAGUCAACAAGACUACAGGGGUACAGGCACCAGCCGCCUCGUGGGCUGGUCAAGACACGCAGCAUGCACACAACAACAGGAAAUUGGAACGCCAGAACUGUCAUCCAGGAGCAACGGGAGAACUAACAAGUACCCCCUCCCCCCCCUCUACUUACAAGAGGAACAAGACAUCAUCGUAACCGUCGCUCGUGUAGGCUGUUGGGCUGUUAAUAUCCAACAGGGUUCCACGCAACUGGCGAAGCUGUAA
This is a messenger RNA of Procambarus clarkii (red swamp crayfish), 1674 nucleotides long. The record is from RefSeq and is a predicted model, not a curated record. Lineage: Eukaryota; Metazoa; Arthropoda; Malacostraca; Decapoda; Cambaridae.